CUUAUGGAAAAAUAAAAUAGACUUGUGUACCACUUGUCACAAUUUUCUACCGCAACCUUCUUCCCACAAUUGUCACACUCUUUAUUCUUAUUUAUUUUCUUGACUUUUUUAUAGACCAAAGUUGAAUAAUCAAAUGAGUACAAGAUUAUAAAUUACUCCCGCCAAGUUAGCCAUUGGUUUUAAGUGUGAAGAAAGGGCAGAGAGGUGGCAAAAAGAGUGCUUUAUUUCACUCUCCUAACUUUCAUCUCCUCUUCCCUUAAAUAUUCCUCAACCAAACCUUCUUUUUCUUCACAUUCCCUCAAUCUGUCCCUCCCUCUUAGAUCAAACCAAACACGCAGUAUAGAAACUUGUUAGUUAACUUGUUUUUCACUUUCUUUUUCUUUUAAGGGAAAACAAAUAUUAAAAAAAGAAAAAAAGAAAAAAAACAGUGAUUAGCUAGCUAGUAGAGGUUACAGGCCAGCUUCGCACCUCAUAGCUAUAAUUUUCCUGCCACUUUCCUUCAAACUUUUUUUUUCCUUCCCUCUCUUUGCAUCAAUGGAGGCUAUGAGUACUCUAAGUUGUUCCUCUAUUAUAUCAAAAACUAUUAUGAAAUUGUCUAAGAAUUGCAAAUGGUGCCCUCCCAAGAAGGUUGACAACAUGGUAUAUUGCCAAAGUAGCAGUGGUAUAAAUGCUAUAAAAUCUGGUAAUGCUUCUUCUGUAAUAACUAAGAGAUCAUCGGAUCAUAGCACAGCUUUAGGAAGUUUGGUUUUGACUCCAAACGGUAGCAGCCAGGCUGAAAUUAAGGUGAAGGAUUUGGUGCCUUAUGGUCAGUCAAAGCAUGAUGAUGAUGGUAUAGGCAUUACCAAGUUUCUGAGAGGCAAAGCAUUUCUCAUUACUGGUGCAACUGGUUUUCUGGGAAAAGUUCUAAUUGAGAAGAUCUUAAGGACAGCACCUGAUGUGAACAAAAUAUUCAUCUUGAUCAAGGCAAAGAACAAACAAGUUGCUAUGCAGAGAUUGAAGAAUGAAAUCCUCAAUGCUGAUAUAUUCAAUCGCCUCAAACAAGUCCAUGGGAAAUCAUAUCAGACUUUCAUGUUGAGCAAGUUGCUACCUGUGGUAGGAAAUGUUUGUGAAUCUAAUCUUGGAAUUGAUGAAGAUACAGCCAACAUGAUGGCGAAAGAGGUUGACGUAAUUGUAAAUUCUGCUGCUAAUACCACUUUUGAUGAAAGGUAUGAUAUUGCACUUGAUAUAAAUACUGGAGGACCUAGCCGCCUUAUGAACUUUGCAAAACAAUGUCACAACCUUAAACUCUUUCUUCAAGUAUCCACAGCGUAUGUUAAUGGACAGCGACAAGGUAGAAUUAUGGAAAAGCCAUUCUGCAUUGGAGACAGUAUAGCAAGGGAGAAAGUCGAUCACAACUCUUUCCCCUCUUUGAAUGUAGAAGAUGAAAUAAAGUUAGUUUUGGACUCUAAACAAGCUUUAGAAGAUAAUUCAGUGGCUCAGAAAAUGAAAGAAAUUGGUUUACAGAGAGCAAACAAAUUUGGGUGGCAAGACACAUAUGUAUUCACAAAGGCAAUGGGAGAGAUGAUGAUAGACAGGAUGAGAGGUGAUAUUCCAGUAGUAAUUAUUAGACCAAGUGUGAUUGAGAGCACCUACAAGGAACCAUUUCCUGGAUGGAUGGAAGGGAGCAGGAUGAUGGAUCCAAUCAUCUUGUACUAUGGUAAAGGGCAGCUCACAGGGUUUCUUGUAGACCCUAAUGGAGUUCUUGAUGUGGUUCCAGCUGACAUGGUUGUGAAUGCAACCUUGGCAGCCAUGGCAAAACAUGGGACAGAAGGAAAACCAGCAAGUAGUAAUGUUUACCAGGUUGCUUCAUCUGCUGUAAAUCCAUUAGUCUUCAAGGACCUGGCCAGAAUGCUAUUUGAUCACUUCAAUUGUUCACCCUACAUUGAUUCCAAAGGAAGACCAAUUCAUGUUCCAAAAAUGUCUCUGCUCAGAUCCAUGGAGGACUUGUCAUCCCACCUAUGGCGAGACGCCAUUAACAGAAGUGGCCUAACAGAUUUGGCUGAUCCAAAUGGAAACUUGUCCAGAAAACUUGAGAAUAUCUGUAGGAAGUCAGUGGAGCAAGCCAAGUACUUGGCUAAUAUUUAUGAACCCUACACUUUUUAUGGAGGAAGAUUUGACAACAGCAAUACUCAGAGGUUGAUGGAAUGCAUGUCUAAAGAAGAAAGACGGCAAUUUGGAUUUGAUGUAGAGAGCAUAGAUUGGAAAGAUUACAUCUCUAGUGUCCACAUUCCAGGGCUAAGGAAGCAUGUGAUGAAAGGAAGAGGAUCAUGCAGUUAAUCUAAGUCUGCUCCUUUAUGUUUCUGCAUCUUACUGUAAUACAACUGCUCUUUUCUUUCCCAAAGAUUUGUGAUUUCCGGACAAGAUCAUCUUUAACAACUACUUCCUGAUAAUCACUGAUGUAACAUCAUUUUCAUAUCCUAUAAAUAAAAUCACUGAUGUAAUAUCAUA
Lycium barbarum (goji berry) is the source of this 2487-nucleotide messenger RNA. Its product is annotated as fatty acyl-CoA reductase 2, chloroplastic-like. Gene Ontology annotation, cellular component: intracellular membrane-bounded organelle. The transcript has 9 exons. The record is from RefSeq and is a predicted model, not a curated record. Gene Ontology annotation, molecular function: alcohol-forming very long-chain fatty acyl-CoA reductase (NADP+) activity. Bases 535 to 2316 code for a protein of 593 amino acids. Lineage: Eukaryota; Viridiplantae; Streptophyta; Magnoliopsida; Solanales; Solanaceae. Gene Ontology annotation, biological process: long-chain fatty-acyl-CoA metabolic process; suberin biosynthetic process.